Messenger RNA from Apis cerana (Asiatic honeybee), 2585 nucleotides. RefSeq names its product pheromone biosynthesis-activating neuropeptide (gene Pban). Gene Ontology annotation, molecular function: neuropeptide hormone activity. Gene Ontology annotation, biological process: neuropeptide signaling pathway. The record is from RefSeq and is a predicted model, not a curated record. NCBI's taxonomy places the organism in Eukaryota, Metazoa, Arthropoda, Insecta, Hymenoptera, Apidae.
CCACUGGAAUCAUGUAUGAAAGAUACCUUAUAUACAUGUAAACAAAUGAGUAUAAAUAUUAUAUUUUUUUUUUGUUUAAUAUAUAAAACAUUAUUAUAUAAAUAAGAUAAAAAUAUAUAAAAAUAGAGAAGAAAAAAAAUAUCUUUAGUUUAUGUUUCAAUUAGAAAUAUAAAAAGAAAUUGAAAUUAAUCAUUUUAUUAUUCUUUGAAAACUAUCGGAUAAUAAUUGAUAUAUUGCACACUCAAUAUAUUUAAUUUCGAAUAGUAGGGGACAAAAUCUUGAUAUUAAACUUCAUAUUAUUUCAUCAAUUUGUGCUCACACUAGAUCCCUGACAAAGAUUUUAUCUAUAUACUAGGACAAUAAAAUAUAAUUAGACACAAAAUCUAACCUCUCAAUUACAAUCAGAUAUUCUUUUUCAUUUAUUUCUCUUCCUAUGUUUUAUACAAUGAAUAUGAAACAAAAAUAACUAAAAAGAAAAGAAAAAAUCUUUCUUACGUGGGAAUAUUUUCGAAUACUAUCACAAAGAAACAAUCAUGUAUGUAUACAUGUUUGUAUAAGUAUAUAUGUACAUAAAUGCGAUACGCGUACCAAAUGUGUAUGCGAGACCGAGGAAAAAAGUAUGAAGAGAACGUUUGUUUGCUUUGACAAGUAUCGAAAGUCCAUGUAACCGCGAGAAUGUCCAAGUUAUAAUAUUUUAUAUAUUUCAUUUUGAAAUAUCUAUUAUAACUUCGAUAUCAACGAAAGAAAAAAUGAUUGAAAAUGGAAUCGGAAUUUGAGAUGUUAAUAAAUUUAUUAGGUAUUUUGGAAUUUAUCAAAGAGACAUUAAGUAUUGAGAUAUCGUAAAGGAGAAGGAAAUGAGAUUAAAUCACGUGUUCUCCGAGACGAUCGACCGAUAAAUGUGUUGAUAGGCAGAGUCACAGUCGAGCUUUUAUACAAGCACCAGUUGACCUUCUUUCCUGUUUCAUGGUCUCGUUCAUCCCGAAAUUGAAUUGGUUAAUUGACAGGUUUAAUUGAGAACAGAUUGUUCGCCUAAUCGCCCUGGGCGCCAGCAUUGAUUCGUUACAAAGGAAGACGCCAGGAGGUUUUCCUGACAUUUUCCUAUUUGUCGACGACACUUUAUCUUCUUUCUUCCUCUUUUUUAUUGUUUUCGAUGGACAUCGAUGGAUUUUGCCAGUCAUGUGUAUUCAUCUUUAUUUAAAUUCUAUGAAAUUAGCAGUCGAGUCUAUUACGAUGGUUUUAAACAUCAUUUCAUGAAAUUUGAUGUUGAUCGAAUGUUCAAACAUCGUUUGCAAUUGAAUAUUGCAUUUUAUAAAUUAAUAUUAAUCUAAAUUGUCAUUUGAAUGGAUAAAAAAAGAAAGAAAAAACAAAAGCAAAAUAGUGAACGCACAGCAAAGAAAUUGAGUUGUGAAACUCUCACAAAUCCCGUUGGAAUCAAUAAAUUUCUUCGUACGAAUGUUUCCGGUUUGCGGUGACGUCGAAGAAUCGAAAGAGGAAAAGAAGGAACAACAAUGAAGGAAGAAACUGAAAGAGAUACGUAGUAAGAUCUCUUAGUAGUAGUUGUAAGAUCUUCUCCCAAGACGCAACCAGGAUUCUCAUUACGUAUGGAAGAGCGUGGAUCUCGAUUGAAAUUGAGACAAAUCGCUUCGUGGGCCGUCAAGAUUGGCCCCCUUUGGGGCUAGAUGUUUUCUUAGUAGGAUACGGAUUCAUUUCAAAUGAAAUCGGCAUUGUCGAGGCAACGGGAAGAAAAAUAACAGUUUAGUCCAGGGAAAGACAAUGGGGAUGAAAAAAGAAAAGAAAAGAACACGUAGGGGUAGCUUGCACCCCUAUAAAACCAGGAGCUGAGAACGUAUCAACAUCAUUCGCCGACAACUUCCCGUGAUAACGUGUACUCGAACGAAGCGAUGAUCGGUUUCGCCGUAUUUUCGUCUUUCAAUCGUUUUACGACCAUUUUUGUCUGCGUACUGCUGUGCGUGGUCUACUUGCUGUCAUAUGCUUCUGGGGAAUACGAUGGUAGAGAUUCAUCAAGUAGCUCGAAUAAUGACAGAGCGCCAAGUAACGAGUUUGGUUCGUGCACCGACGGCAAGUGUAUCAAACGUACUUCGCAGGAUAUCACUAGUGGUAUGUGGUUUGGUCCCCGACUUGGACGAAGACGCAGAGCGGAUCGAAAACCAGAGAUUAAUUCUGAUAUUGAGGCGCUCGCCAACGCAUUUGAGGAACCACAUUGGGCCAUUGUCACGAUUCCAGAAACAGAGAAACGACAGAUAACACAAUUCACACCUCGUUUGGGAAGAGAAUCGGGUGAGGAAUAUUUUUCAUAUGGACUUCCAAAGGAUCAAGAAGAUUUAUACACAGAGGAACAGAUAUUUCUACCUUUAUUUGCAUCACGUCUAGGACGUCGAGUACCCUGGACACCAUCUCCGAGACUUGGACGUCAAUUGCACAAUAUUAUUGAUAAACCUAGACAAAAUUUUAACGAUCCACGCUUUUAAGACUGGUUUGAUGUUCUGGAUGAUUAAUAGCUAAUGAUAUAGUGUAAUUAAGACCAUAUUAAGGAAAUAAAGGACUUGUAUUUAUUUGUAUUAUAA